AUGCAGCCUAGACAAUUUGGAGUUUACAUGGGACAUAUGCUUGGAAAUAAAGAAGUAAAUGCCACAUUAGUGAAUCAUCCUGUUGAUUCUUUAGCAUCUGGCUUAAAUAUCUACGGGAAGAAGAAAUCCUUUAGCAAAAGAAAGGAUGCAAGUGAAAUAGAAGUUGCAGACUAUUUACAUCCUAUGCAAUCUAUCUUUUUGGGUUCUGAUCGUAGGUACAAUAGAUACUGGCUUUUCUUGGGCCCUUGUGAUGCAAAUGAUCCCGGCCACAAGAGGAUUUAUUUUGAAUCUUCUGAAGAUGGUCACUGGGAGGUGAUUGAUACUGAAGAGGCUAUGUGCACCUUGUUAUCAACUCUGGAUCGUAGGGGUACACGAGAGGCUUUCCUUUUAGCAUCUCUGGAAAAAAAAGAAGCAUCUCUUUGCCAAGCAAUGUCCAGUAUGCUGAAUUAUACUGGAAUUAGGCUAUUAACCCAAUCUGAACUGAAUAUGUCUAAAGAAGACACUUCAUCAGCUUUGUCUGAUGUAGAUAACAACCUAUACCUGACUGAGAUACAAAAUGAUAUUCCAGGUUCUGCUGCUGCCAUGGUUUCUGAACCUGUAAAAAAAGAACAGCAAAAAGAGAAAUGGUGUCGUCUCCAAGCAUUUGAUGCGUGGAUAUGGAACUCUUUUUAUUAUAACCUUAACGUUGUUAAACAUAGCAAAAGAUCGUAUCGUGAUUCAAUUACUAGAUGUGAACGUUGUCAUGAUCUGUAUUGGAGAGAUGAGAAGCAUUGUAGAAUUUGCCAUACCACAUUUGAGCUUGAUUUUGAUUUAGAAGAAAGAUAUGCCAUCCAUAUAGCCGCAUGUCAGGAAAGUACAGAAACUGAUAAGUUCCCCAAGCACAAAGUCCUAUCAUCACAAUUGCAAUCACUCAAGGCUGCCAUUUAUGCAAUUGAGUCAGUUAUGCCUGAAGAUGCCUUGGUGGGUACUUGGACAAAGUAUGCUCAUAACCUAUGGGUGAAACGAUUAAGACGGACAUCAACUCUGGUGGAGUUUUUACAGGUUCUCGCUGACUUUGUCAGUGCCAUCAAUGAGGAUUGGUUAUAUCAAUGCAACAUUGCUCUAGAUUCUAAUUCUGUCUUGGAAGAAAUCAUUGCAAGUUUUCUGACCACGCCACAGACAUCAUCUGCGAUUGCACUCUGGUUGGUAAAAUUGGAUGCUUUGAUUUCUCCUCACUUGGAAAGGGUUGAAUCUCAAAAGAAACAAGGACUGGGUGCCAGCUUUAACGGCAAGAAUGCUCCUGGUCAAUAAAUUUUCUUUUGGGUCUAGCACAUAAUACAGGAAGUAUUUACAUCUACGUUAGAUGCCUGGGGCACUUGUUCUGCACCUUACGUUCAUAUGUUUGAAGUACCACAUGCGUAUCAUCUAAUAUCACUGCACCAACUUGGUACUUACUACCUUACUGGUUUGUGCAAAUGAUGCUCUGGACUCAUCCCAUUUUUGACAAUCACUGUGCUAGGGUGCCUUUGAGUGAUUAGUCAAUGUACAGCAUGUGUUAGUUUUUGGUUUUUUCUUCCCCCUGCCAUAAAAUUUACAAAUUUGGUAUACUAUCAGUCGCCAAUUUCUGUAAUUUAACUUGCAACCUCACCAUAAUUUCAUCAGAGAAGAAUGCUCUGCACUUCAGUUUUAGAUGAGAAAAGGAAUAAAAUUUUGUUGUGGCG
Ilex paraguariensis (yerba mate) is the source of this 1700-nucleotide messenger RNA. Lineage: Eukaryota; Viridiplantae; Streptophyta; Magnoliopsida; Aquifoliales; Aquifoliaceae. The record is from the annotation of a GenBank genome assembly.